This is a messenger RNA of Parnassius mnemosyne (clouded apollo), 843 nucleotides long. Lineage: Eukaryota; Metazoa; Arthropoda; Insecta; Lepidoptera; Papilionidae. The record is from the annotation of a GenBank genome assembly.
AUGAGUGCGAUAAAAAGCUAUUUUAAACAUGAGGUGAAUUUGAGUAAACUCGGCUUAGAGUAUUCGAAACCUUCUACAUUCUAUCUUAGUGCUUGGCAAACGAAUCGCUCAGUGAUUCCGUUGCUGAUUUGGCGGUCUAUACUUUUCCUUGCGUCACUUGGCAUUGUGCUAACUUCUAUGGUUAUGUAUGGCCAAGGUGGAAAGUUAAAAUUCUGGUUUAUUUACUUGACGCACUGGGGCAUUACGCUGAAUACUUUGGCUACUGGGUUUUCAGUAGCGGUUUCCGUACGCUGCUAUCUCUACGGUCCCAUUGGUGCAGAUUUUGGUUUGCCAUGGUACGUGAAAAGUUAUUGGGUUCUGUACAACAGCGCAGUACCAAUGGCUUUCCUCAUAACAGUGUUUUACUGGACUGUUCUUUACGAAGCGGGCUUUGAGGAAGAAAUGAAUCACGGGGUGGACGUAGGUGUACAUGGUUUGAACUCGGUGGUGAUGUUUCUCCUGCUGGCCUCUUCCUCGCAUCCCUCAAGACUUUUGCACGUUUAUCAGCCCUUUAUCUUUGGAUUAACGUACGGGUUUUUUAGUGCAAUGUAUUAUCUUGCAGGUGGAUUGGAUAAGUAUGGCAACACAUACAUCUACCCAGUCAUAAACUGGGGGAAACCAGGCCCUACAUUAGGCAUGGUCGCAAUAACUGCGUUACUUCUCGUCUCGCUCCAUUUUGCUGUAGUGGGAUUGGCGGCGAUACGUGAUGGAAUUGCCUCGCGCUGUUUGCGGCGUUCAGUCGUCACACACAUUGAGGAAGGAAUGCCUCUUCGCUCACCUGCUAAAACAAUAGUGUAUCCUUGA